AUGGGAAGCCGCAACAACACUACCCAGGAGACGGUGAACGCCGCCGCCACCGCCAUCGUCACCGCCGAAUCCAGAGUGCAACCGACCACCGCGCCGAAAAAACGAUGGGGAGGUUGCUGGAGCCAAUAUUGGUGUUUUGGAUCUUGUAAAAGCAGUAAAAGCAGCAAGCGAAUUGGCCAUGCUGUUCUUGUUCCAGAACCUGUUGCACCAACAGGUCCAGCUGCUGCCGCUGCUGCACCACCAAAUCCUUCAACUGCCAUUGUAAUGCCGUUCAUCGCCCCUCCAUCUUCUCCUGCAUCUUUAAUCCAAUCUGAUCCUCCAUCUGCUAUUCAAUCACCGCCUGGAUUACUUUCACUCUCUUCUCUUGCAGCCAGUGCUUACUCUGCUGGUGGUCCUGCAUCCAUGUUCACCAUUGGUCCGUAUGCCUAUGAGACCCAAUUAGUUUCUCCACCCGUAUUUUCCAACUUCACAACUGAACCAUCCACUGCUCCUUUUACUCCGCCACCCGAAUCUGUGCAUCAAACAACACCUUCAUCUCCUGACGUUCCAUUUGCUCAAUUGUUGGCUUCUUCACUGGACCGGGCUCGGAAAUGUAAUGGGAAUCAGAAGUUUGCAUUAUACAAUUAUGAUUUUUUACCUUACCAACAAUAUCCUGGAAGCCCAGGUGGCCAACUCAUAUCACCUGGAUCGGCAAUAUCAACUUCUGGCACUUCUACCCCAUUUCCUCUUGAAUUCCGCAAAGGGGAAACACCAAAGAUCUUGGGGUUUGAAUACUUUUCUACCCGAAGAUGGAGUUCAAGACUAGGAUCUGGGUCAUUGACACCAGAUGGUGCAGGGCAAGGUUCAAGACUUGGCUCAGGAUCCGUGACUCCUGAUGGUGUUGGGAUUGCUUCGAGAUUAGGUUCUGGGUGUGUGACACCUGAUGGUCUGGGGCAGGAAUCCAGGUUAGGUUCUGGCUGUUUGACACCUGAUGCUGCUGGGCCUACCAAUCAAAAUAACAUCUCUGUGCAAAACCAAAUUUCUAAGGAUGCAACUCUUGCUAACUCUGACAAUGGACAUCCAAGUAAUGCAACAUUAGUUGAUCACAGAGUUUCAUUUGAAUUAACUGGGGAAGAUGUUGCUCGAUGUCUUGCAAAUAAAACUGGGGUAUUGCUUCGAAAUAUGUCAGGUUCCUCACAAGGUAUACUGGCCAAAGACCCUGUUGACAGAGAAAGGGUGCAAAGAGAGGCAGAUGCUAACUGUAAUGUGUGUACAGAGAAAACAGAUGACAAGCCUGAAAAUCCUAUAGGAGAAGGCGGGCAAUGCUUCCAUAAGCAGAAUUCUGUAAAUUCUUCCAAAGAAUUCAAUUUUGACAACAGUACAGGAGUUGUUUCUGAUACUGGUGACAGUGGUUCUGAGUGGUGGACUAACAGGAGAGUUGCUGGGAGGGAAGGUAGAUCAGCCAACAGUUGGGCUUUCUUCCCAAUGUUACAGACAGAAAUGAACUGA
Molecule: messenger RNA, 1488 nt
Organism: Sphenostylis stenocarpa
Lineage: Eukaryota; Viridiplantae; Streptophyta; Magnoliopsida; Fabales; Fabaceae
Source: the annotation of a GenBank genome assembly